AUGAAUUUAGAUGAUUCACAACAACAACAAAUAACUCAAAAUCAAAAUCAAAAUCAAAAUCAACAAUACCUCCAUCAACAACAAAAUCAAAAUUUACAACAUUCUCCACAACAGUCGUUUUAUCGUCAACAACAGCAUCAGUUUUCACAACCAUUACCAAUUUCGUCACUAGGUCAACAAAGAAUACCAGAAAAUUAUCAGCAACAACAACAAUUAAUUGAAAAUGCACAAAAUUUUCCAUUCAUAAAACAAGAACAAAUAGAUUUAUCACAACAAGUAUACCCAAAUUUUUAUAAUCAAUUACCACAAUCAACCGAAAAUAUAAUACCUCAAAGUUUUCAAUUUGAUUAUCAGACACCUCAAAUUCCUCCUCCUACUGCACCUCAGCAACAACAGCAACAAAUUCCUCAACAAAUUUCACCUCAACAACCACCAAUUUUAGAAUCUAUACCAAAUGAACCAAUAAUUAAACAAACUCCUACACCAAGAAGAAAGAAACAAAAACUGGAGUCAAAUGAACCUCCAGGUGAAAAUGAAUUAAAACAGUUGGCUAUAAAACAAUCAGAAGUACCAUUAUCGGAAUUGGCCAUGCGCAUAAAACAAUUAGAGAAUGAAUUACCACAAGAAUCACAACUAGAACAGAGUAGAAUAAAAGAACAAAAAGAGACUCAACGAUCUUUAUUUGGUAUGGUUUGGUUAUUGAAUUCUUGUGAAGCUUCACCAACUGCAGUUAUACCGAGGAAUAGAAUUUAUGCAAGAUAUGUUCAAGUUUGCGCUGAUAAUAACUUAUCACCUUUAUCACCAGCGAGUUUUGGUAAAUUAGUGAAAAUUUUAUAUCCUUCAAUAACAACAAGAAGAUUAGGUAUGAGAGGUCAAUCAAAAUAUCAUUAUUGUGGAGUCAAACUAAAAGGUGAUCAGAAUAUGCAAAUGCAACAGCAACAACAAAUAUUAAACUUGAAACAACCACAACCACAACCUCAACAGUUACAAAUGGGAUUAGGAUCUGGUUUUACAAUUCACUCACCAGUUAGCUCAACAAAUUCAUCAAUAUCAUUCGAAGACUCACCUAUUUCAAGAAGUCAAGUUAAUACACCAUCUUAUACUCCAAUAAAUUCACCAUCAAUUACUACCACAUCUAUAAAUUCAUUAGCUGAUCAACUACCAUCGGUUUCUCAUAUGAAAUAUAUACCAAACUUAUUUGAAAUGUUGAAUAAUAACUCAAUAUCACCAGAUACAAAUCCUUAUUCACCAAUCAAUUUACCUUCAAUAUAUCCGUAUUUAACAAAAGAUGUUGAUUAUGACAUUGCCGAUACGUUAUAUUCAUUGUAUAAAGUUCAUAUAAAUUCAAUCUUUGAGUCUGUUAGAUUCAUGCAAUUGAAAAAGUUACUUUCAUGCUUUGUGAAUUUUAAUAAUAUUUUAACGGCACCUGUUUCAAAAUUGUAUUGUCAAGAUUUUUUAAUUGGUUGGGUCAAAAAAUGUGAUACCAUCAUGUAUAAGAAAAUUGUGAGAAUGUUAGUAAAGUUACAAUUGCAAUUUAUUUUACCAAAUACUGUAAGUAAUGAGCAAUUAAAGAUUAUUUCAACAAAUUAUUUAAAAACUUUAUCAAACUCUCUUAUUAAUUCAAAGGUUUCAAAAAAUUUUAUCAUUAUGAAAUUGAAAUUAGCAAAACAUUUUGUAAAUUUAUUGAAUAGAUUAAUUAAAAUAAUUGAAACUGGUUUACCUGCAUCAAGAAUAUUAGUUAAUUUAAAUGAGAAAGACUUAAUGUUUAAAGAUUGGAUUAAAUUAGAUUUAAAUGAAUUAAUUCAAAGAGAGAUGCCUUGUAAUAAUGAUAAAAAUUUGAAUACCUUGACAUAUAUUUUAAAUCAUGAAGUCACAAAUUUAAUUAAAACUAAUGAAUAUGGAAUAAUGCAAAGUGUUGCAUCUUAUUUGAGUAAAUUACCAGGUAGAUUCAAUGAUAUUAAUCCAAGAUUGUUUUUAUUAUUAGCAUCGAAUUUAUUAACUGCAUGUUUAAGAGAGAUCAGUCUUUCUGGUGGUGAGGGUUUUGGUGCUUGGUGGAUUGUUAGAUGUUGGAUUGAUGAAUAUUUAGCAUGGGUUGUAGAGUUGGGUGGAUUUUUCAAAGAUGAUUUAAUUGAAGAGAAAUUACCUAUUCAAGAACAAGAACUUCGACGACCAUCAAAUUUAAUUAUACAAGAACAAGAACCAAAUGAGAAUAACAAUACUGCAUCUAUCGAUUUGUUGGAAACAUCAUUUGAAUAUGAUAAAGAUUAA
Messenger RNA from Insectozyma verbasci, 2268 nucleotides. Lineage: Eukaryota; Fungi; Ascomycota; Pichiomycetes; Serinales; Debaryomycetaceae. The record is from the annotation of a GenBank genome assembly.